Messenger RNA from Eucalyptus grandis, 2609 nucleotides. RefSeq lists its product as uncharacterized. The transcript has 4 exons. NCBI's taxonomy places the organism in Eukaryota, Viridiplantae, Streptophyta, Magnoliopsida, Myrtales, Myrtaceae. The record is from RefSeq and is a predicted model, not a curated record. Bases 297 to 2132 code for a protein of 611 amino acids.
CUAUCAUAAGGAUCAGUAGCAGCACAUUGCCAAACUCAUCCUCCUUCAUCACAAAGGAACAUCUUUUUCUUUUAUUUAUUAAUUUGCAUGCAACACAGUCGUCUUCAUCCUUCCUUUGGCUUUUUUCUCCUUUCACUCCCUACUUUAUCGUCACCACCUUUUCUUGGCACCCUUCUCUCUCCAAUGGCUACUUUUAUUCCAGUUCAUAAGUCUUUUGAGAACCGCCAAUGCAGGAGCCGCUUUGAAAAUCUACCCGUCGCCUCUCCUCCUAAACCUAGGAAACACAUCUCAGCAUAAUGGCCGGAGCAUCCUCCAAAUGCCUCUUCUUGUUCCCCUUGUCUCUUCUCAUCUUUUGUUCUUCUGGAACUCCAGUGGGUUUAUCUAAGCACGCAAACAUAAAGACUGCAGAUUCAUUAAGUAUUAAAACUUCAACAUUUUUUGGGCUAAAAAAGGUUGCUCCAUCACAGAUCGAGGUAUUUGCUGCUGAUAACCAAGAUUUAAGUUUUCUCACCAACUUUGGUGGAUCAGUCCACCUCUUCCUAAAUGUCGACCAAAUGAAGAAUGUUUUGCAUUCUGAACCAUCUGCUGUUUCAUUGCUCAAACUCAAAGCCCAAACUCUGGCCUCUCAUCCUCAAGCAAGAUUGGAAGGCAUAAUACUGGGUUUUGGAUAUCAGAAUGUGGGUCCAACUGAGCUGCGCAAGAUCUCGUCCACCUUAGAAUUGGUCAAUGGUGUCAUGAACAGUGAGAAAAAGAUGAAGGUUUCUGUGGGGUUUCCUCUGGCUUUCUUAGAGAAAUUGGGAAAGGAUGAUUCAGAAGAGCCGCGUAGGUUAUUCAGUUCCAUUGAGAAGUUGGUGCCGAUGGUAAUCAUCGAAGACAACAUCACAAGUGAACCAGGCAACAGAGAUAAGGUUGUUCGCUCUGUCAUUCAUAGAGCUCUUUUAUCCUGUUCACGUUUUUCACCUAAUCAUAUUCCUCUGGUCUUGCCCCUCAAAACACCAGUUUUCCGUAGUACAGCAGAAGCGGCUCUGUUGAUUAAUAGCGUCUUGAAAUCAUUAGAAAGCAAUGCUCAGAUCAAACCUGGCCGGAUAGUAGAACUCUAUACAGAUGCAUCAGACAUGCAUGAACUCAGGUAUCAAGAUGUUCAAUACAAAAGAUCAGUUUCUUUCCACAGAGAACUCCUGAGCCACCUGAAACAGAGUCUGCACGACUCGGUCACCUCCCCUACAACCACAUUUCCAGUGACUCCAGUAUCGCCAACACCAGUCAUCACUCCAGAUGCUCCACCCACCAUCAUCACCGUGCCUUCUACCACCCCAGUCACCGCAACUCCAGAGAAUCCGGCAGCACCUAUCUUAGUUGCCCCAACAAAUCCUGUUAACCCUCCUGUGCCAAUCACAAAUCCAGCCGGGACACCAAUUGCAGUCCCCGGGGCCCAGCCGGUAACUAACCCUGUGACAACAUAUCCAUCGCCACCAGGGGGUGCUCCCGUUACAACACCAGUCACAACACCCGUCACAACACCCGUCACAACACCCGUCACAAACCCCGUUGCACCUCCAGUGACUACAAAUGCACCUGCAGUCCCAGGACAGAGUUGGUGUAUAGCCAGGAGUGGAGUAUCAGAAAUUGCACUACAACAAGCACUGGAUUAUGCUUGCGGCAUCGGGGGAGCAGAUUGUUCACAAAUUCAGGAGGGCGCAAACUGUUACAAUCCGAAUUCUCUUCAGAACCACGCAUCCUAUGCUUUCAACAGCUACUAUCAAAAGAAUCCGGUGCCUACAAGCUGCGACUUUGGGGGGGUCGCCACUAUUGUUAAUGUCAAUCCUAGUGUUGGUUCUUGUAUUUACCCGACCUCUCAAUCAUCGUCUACACCAGCAACUACAACGACGACACCAACACCGACAACAGCAUCUAUGUCUCCUCCAUCGACAGGGGUGCCCAUAUCAAGCUCCGGGACUCCCCCUGCAGUGUUUAAUCCUGUCUCCGCUGGUCCCACUGGUUAUACCGUGGGAAGCCCUCUGGCCGGCAAUACAUCGAUCUCAACAUCAACUAAAUUGGAGCCUUUCCGUUACAGUGGCUGUGUUGUUUUUCUGACAACCUUAGUCGUCGCAAAAAUUAUGCUGGCGAAGUAGGACCCGAUCUUCCUGUACAACAUCCUAGGUCCCGGUUUGGUGUCACGUUCCCUGUUGCAUCAACUAUGUGCGGGCUCAACGUUGGAGCGACAAAGAGCAACUUGGUGUUGGAUCUGUGCCAUACUAAGUAAACUAGGAAAAUAUUUAAGCCUGUAAGGUUCUCAAGACAGCAUACAUGCGCUAGGCUGUCUAGUAGAGAUGCUUGUUAGUGUACACACUGUCCAAAUCAUGUAUCAUAGCUGAUAGCCGAGAUAGACCUGAUAUGAUAUAUUUUCUUUGGGGCAGUAGAAAGUAGCAGUCUAGGAAUUUAGGUCAGGGUUAGGAGAAGAUUGCUGGAUAAAUGUAGUAGCUGAUCCACACGUUUUGUUGUCUAUGCGCAUUAUGCAGCUAAGUUUGAAUCCAAUUCAAGUUCAUUGGACUGAUGUCUUAUGUAUUCACAUGAAAGCUACAAAGAUAAGAGGGAAUGAUCACUUGAAA